AAAAGGAAACACUCAUUCAGGAAGUAGUGUGACAAGAUCCACAAGCUGUGUUGUGAGAACAACUCAUCGACAUAAAAACCAUCAUAUUUUAUUUUAUACAAAGAUCAUUUUAAUGCCACAAUGGAAGUUGAUCUGGCUUUGUUGAAGUCCACAAAAGGUCUACUGAAAAUAUCAGAAAUGGUAUGUAUUUUUGUGGCUCUUGUAUGUUAUGCUGUGGCAUCUAGGCCGGCCUACAUUGCAGUAACAUGCAUGGAGUUUUUCAUCACACUUGGUUUUCUUCUGCUCUACCUACUGAAACUCAACAAGAUGUUCACUUUCUUCUUCUGGCCCCUUAUGGAUGUGUUCAGCUCAUUCUUUGCAGCUGCACUGAUGUGUAUUCUUAGCCUGGUAGCAGUUUCCACAUUCACAGUAAAGGGCACUUUGAGCGGAGGGAUUGUGGGCUUUGUGGCUGCAGUCUUGUGGUCCUUGGAUGGUUAUAUCCUUCUAAAAAAAAUCACAUUCAACAAUCCAGGAACCACCACAGAGGCCCAAACAGAGAACACUUAAAGCUCUGCAGGAGCUCAUUUCAUUUU
This is a messenger RNA of Onychostoma macrolepis, 572 nucleotides long. RefSeq names its product chemokine-like factor. The record is from RefSeq and is a predicted model, not a curated record. The transcript is spliced from 4 exons. Bases 121 to 546 code for a protein of 141 amino acids. Lineage: Eukaryota; Metazoa; Chordata; Actinopteri; Cypriniformes; Cyprinidae. Gene Ontology annotation, cellular component: membrane.